ACAAGUUUACUCUUUGGCUGACACGCAACAGUCAAAUUUCAGUUUUUUUAGAGAUUUAGGAGGGACCCUACUUUUCAGAUUGUGAUGAAGGUAGCAAUUGUGGCUUGGCGAUAUCCAUACUUAUUUGAUCACAGUUGAAAAAACCCAAACUGCGUUUCCCAGGAAAAACUGCAUGUCUGCAGCAACUGCUUGGAUUAUUUCUUCCGAUUCAACGUUGUGUCUAAGGUGUUGAAGUGAACAAUGAAACAACGACAGACCAACGAUUAAUCUCCAUCGAAGCAAUUUAAACUGACAAGAAUCUGUGCAAGUUUUAGUUGCAACUCUUACCAUACUGAGGUGUUGAUUUUACCCCUUGUUUCUCAAAAGGAUUACCAAGCUGAACUCAGGAAGUUUUUCGAAAAACCCUUGAACGCGAGUUAUCGAAUCAAGCUGACGUAAACAAUUUCCUCAUUGUGGCUGUAGAUCAAAGAAACGAAUGUCAUGAGCGCCAACAGCAACUCUAGUUCGAAUCCGCCAGACAAGUUCGACACCACUCAUAUCGCCCUGUCGUGUACAUUUGUAGUGUUGAUAAUUCUUUUAGCUAUCGUGGGCAACACAUGUGUCAUCCUGGCAUUUAAAAGAUUCCGUCGACUUCGUCGUGUCACAAACUACUUUGUUGUUUCACUGGCUCUAACAGAUAUUCUGGUGGCUGUGAUAUCUAUGCCAGUGUGGGCAGCUUACAUAAUAUCUGGUCCAUCGUUGUUUAUACAAAGGCAGUUGAUACAAAUACUGUGGACCUCGACAGACAUCAUGGUCAGUGUGGCUUCAAUAUGGCACUUAACUUUUGUCAGUAUCGACCGUUACAUAUGUAUAACGGGACCGCUGUAUUAUCAUACACGUAUGACCAGCAAGCGGGCUAUAUUGACGCUUGGGACCAUAUGGUGCUACUCAAUCGUAGUGGCCUCUUUAGCGCCUACUUUCUGGGAGUUGGAUCUCUACACCUUGAUGAUGGUUGUGCUGAAUUAUGCAGUCCCUGUCAUUAUAAUCCUCUUUGCAUACCUGAAUAUCUUCAGAGCUGCUCGUUAUCAAGGAAAACAAAUCGAGUUGACCAUCAAUGGAAAGGAAAGGCGUUUUUCAAUUAGCGCCGAGGUAAAGGCAGCAAAGACGCUUGGAGUGGUGAUUGGCGCUUUCAUCAUUUGUUGGUCUCCUUUUUUCGCGCUUAACUUAAACUACUACAUCUGCCAUUGUCCCCCACCCCCUCUAGUUGUUUCAGUUGCCAAGUGGAUGCAUUUUGGAAAUUCCAUGCUCAAUCCUCUUAUCUACGGAGUAAUGAACAAGGAUUUCAGAAACGCCUUCAAGAGUCUAUUUACAGACCAUUUUCAGAAAGCUUCUGGGUUGAAAGGCCGCAGCAUGGGGACAAAUGCAGAUCAAAACAGCCGUGGAAGCAACGAAGAAGAAGACAAGAUUCAUUUGCAGAGUGACACAGGACUAUAGCUUGAAUUACGUUGUUAUUGUUUUAUAUCGAGUGAAAGUGUGAUUUUGCAUUGACCAUCAUCUACAAAAAAAAUUCGAUAUUUUCCACCAAUGUUGCAUUCUGGGUUAAGGGCACGCUUAGAACUGUUCGAGUAAAUUUCAUUACAAUUGUAUAAGUGUACUUUCGAAGUCUCCAAUCGAAAAAAAAAUGAAUAACCCCUUGAAAGAACAGUUGAGUAUGUCAAAAGGUGCCUUUUAUUUACUUCGAGGAACGAAAAUAUGUAACAAUAGCAUCACUUAGAGGCUCCACCCGCAUCUUUCAAAUAAUAUUUUACUAAUAAUAAAAAAUAUAUUAUUGUGCUCCUCAUAGUAAAAUAUUUUCCCGUCUUAAGGGGAAUCAGUCGUUCAACAUGACAACCCCAUCUUGUUUUAUAGCAGUCGUAUUUACUUUAGUAUGAUCGUCAAAUUACGAGGUAGAGAUAUUUAUAAUGUUCUCAGUGUUUUAUCAAUGACAAGUUGUGUUUGCCAAUAUACUUGAUGCAAUCCUUGACGUCUAACAGCUCGUAGAUCUUUAUAGUCACUUAAUAAAAGGCCGUUGUACAAGUUGUUGAGUCAAGGAAUUCAACCAUCGAGAAAGUUGUUAAGACAUUUGUGGUGUAUUUAAUACUGACAUUAACAGUGUGUAAAACUCCGGGUUACAGCUCACACAUGGCAGGAAAACUCAACUAACUCAAUCGCACACAACCUUCUAGUCACGUGACGACUCUACUAGUCCCAGGACCCCACAACAUUUCAGUAGAACUAGAACACUUCAGAGGCUCUUUUGUUUGCCCUCGUUGGUGAAAAAUCAAAGGUGUCGUCAAAUUUAAGCAAG
Stylophora pistillata is the source of this 2326-nucleotide messenger RNA. Its product is annotated as octopamine receptor beta-2R. Gene Ontology annotation, molecular function: neurotransmitter receptor activity; G protein-coupled serotonin receptor activity. Gene Ontology annotation, cellular component: plasma membrane; dendrite. NCBI's taxonomy places the organism in Eukaryota, Metazoa, Cnidaria, Anthozoa, Scleractinia, Pocilloporidae. Gene Ontology annotation, biological process: chemical synaptic transmission; G protein-coupled receptor signaling pathway, coupled to cyclic nucleotide second messenger. The record is from RefSeq and is a predicted model, not a curated record.